Puccinia graminis f. sp. tritici CRL 75-36-700-3 is the source of this 2014-nucleotide messenger RNA. RefSeq lists its product as uncharacterized. The record is from RefSeq and is a predicted model, not a curated record. Bases 160 to 1092 code for a protein of 310 amino acids. Lineage: Eukaryota; Fungi; Basidiomycota; Pucciniomycetes; Pucciniales; Pucciniaceae. The transcript has 3 exons. Gene Ontology annotation, molecular function: 3'-5'-RNA exonuclease activity; nucleic acid binding. Gene Ontology annotation, biological process: exonucleolytic trimming to generate mature 3'-end of 5.8S rRNA from tricistronic rRNA transcript (SSU-rRNA, 5.8S rRNA, LSU-rRNA).
CCGACUCCCACGGAGGCAUGGCCACAUCCCAACAGACUCCAGAUAAUAUUUUUCGAGGCCUUGGGAACCACCAAGAACGACAACAGUCGAGGAGGAGGAAGAAGAAGACAGACCUGAGUAUCAGAACCGCAACUUAUUCGAAUAAUACAUCCGGCUUUGAUGAUGACGAGUGUCGCUGUGGACUUGAACGGACUGCAAGAAUCAUUCCAGAAUCUGAACUUUCAUUCGAAUGGCACAAACACAAUCUCCAGUCAAGCGCCUAGCAGUAAGGAUGAGAAGACACUGGAAAAACCUAGCAACCAACCGUUCCACUCGUUCCUGUGCAUCGACUUCGAAUCCACCUGCAUCAAUGCCGAUGAUCCGAGCCUCAACAAUCCGACCCGGCUGAGCAAGGACCAAUUGACCUGGCUGUAUCCAAACGAAAUCAUCGAAUGGCCGGUGAUCCUGCUCCAAUGGCGCACGGCCCAGGACGGCAAUUGGGAGCUCUACGAAGCCGGCCGGUAUCGUCGCUUCGUCAGGCCCGUCUGGAGACCCAUCCUGUCCCAGUUUUGUAUCGAUCUCACCGGCAUCUCUCAGGAUGAGGUUGAUCAAGCCAUGACCCUGGACUUAGUUUUACGCGAUUUUGAUCAGAACUUUGUCAAGCCCCAUAAACUAUUCACCACGGACAAUCAAACUAUUUGGGUGACUGAUGGACCAUGGGAUUUUCGGGAUCAUUUCGUCAAAUCGACUUUUCUGGCAAGAAUCGAUGUGAACUGUUUACCGCGCUAUCUACGCUCGCCGAUCUCGCUGAUCGAUCUCCGAUACCUACUCAAAGCGUUUAUCCCCAACGUCUGUCCCUUCCCGCCCCCGGCGUCACUCAGUCUGUUCAAUGCGAUGGCCGCCUUCGGGCUGGAGUUUGAAGGACAACAACAUUCCGGGAUCGACGACGCCCAUAACGUCGGCCGAUUGCUCGCCGAAAUGGUCCGAUGCUCGAUCCCCUUCGGCUCCCAUGCCCCAAGGUGGAUCUUCCGGCUCAAUAAACGUCUCUACUUGGACCCUCGAAGGUAUUUUUGGAUGGCCAAAAAGUUCAAAUGUACUUGGACUUUACCAUAGCUUAUCUCCCCCUCCUCCCCUCUCAACACCCCCAACAAAAAAAAAGGAGAUCAGGACCUUAUAAGUUAUCUCGUCAUGUCUGGCAAAUCCUUAGCUUUUCUUUUUCUUUCUCAGUGCUGACGUCUGUAUCCCCCUUUUCAUAUCUGGUUUGCUCAUCUUUCCAAAAUGUACACUAUUGUCGUUUACGAUUAUCUAUACCUACCAAAACAGUUGAUGCUUGGGGAAGAGUUCACUUUUGUCAACAACAUUUUGUACUGUCACCCUCGAGUAAACUUCUCGUUGUCGCAAAAAACAAAAACAAAACUCUCGACCCUAUUGUUUGCCCAGAUUGGAACAAAUGUGACAUAGUCUAGUUCUCGUGGUCAUGAAUAAGGUUUGAGUGGAACCAAGCCAUGUCAGCCAGUACUCGGAAGAAAUUAAGACUUCUAAAUAACAAGAAUGAUUGAAAAAGUGUAAGGUCACCCAUGUUUGGUGGAAAAAAAUUGCUUUGAUUAAAUUUGAACUCGUAAAUAGGUUGUAACAGCGUGAUUAAGGAUGAAGUUCGAAUUAUGUAUAUUAGAUGACCUCAGUAUACUUUUAUCUGAAGGAACAAGGAUGAGGAAAUGCAGCAAGAGGAGAGGCUGCUCAUAUGAGCCGGACUAGGUCGAUGAAAGUGAUCCCGUUCUUGAUCUCUUGAAAGAGAGUGCGAAUCUUGCCUUGAGGAUUAGUUGAUACAGGAUGUCCAAGAUGAAGCUUGUUGUUAUCGCGCCGCUUCUGGUCGCCAUCUUUGGUGCAACAAUGGACGCCAUAGCCGUCGAUAUAAGAGGUGCUAUUCCGGCUGUUGGGGUCUUCGGGCUCGGGGUAAAACUCUUCCUUGAUUCUUCGCAUCAGCCGCAUCAUCCCAAUCUUGCAUAGGCCCGAUUCAAAGCGAAACAAAUAUAUA